Pogoniulus pusillus (Red-fronted tinkerbird) is the source of this 6499-nucleotide messenger RNA. RefSeq names its product cut like homeobox 1 (gene CUX1). Gene Ontology annotation, biological process: regulation of transcription by RNA polymerase II; intra-Golgi vesicle-mediated transport. Lineage: Eukaryota; Metazoa; Chordata; Aves; Piciformes; Lybiidae. The transcript is spliced from 24 exons. Gene Ontology annotation, cellular component: Golgi membrane; nucleus. The coding region runs from base 216 to 4802 and encodes 1528 amino acids. Gene Ontology annotation, molecular function: DNA-binding transcription factor activity, RNA polymerase II-specific; RNA polymerase II transcription regulatory region sequence-specific DNA binding. The record is from RefSeq and is a predicted model, not a curated record.
GUGCUGCUCCCGCCGCUGAAGGGGAUUGCAACAUGCGUGCUUCUCCCAGUUGAUUGGUGCAGGAAAGCGCUGCCCUGCCUCUUGAAACCCUCCGGUGCCUCCCGUUUAAAUAAAUUGGCUCGAAAGCCGCCGGCUGCCCACCCUUGGCCCCCUCCCGAGGCGGGCUCGGCGGUGCCCGGCCGGAGCCCUGCGGCAAGCAGAGACAUGGUGCGUUGAUGCUGGGCAGAGCCGCAGCCCCGCUGGAGCGAGAGCUUGAUGCCACAGCAACGAUAUUGGCCAACCGGCAGGAUGAGAGCGAGCAGUCCAGGAAAAAGCUCAUCGAGCAGAGCCGCGAGUUCAAGAAAAACACUCCAGAGGACCUGCGCAAACAGGUAGCUCCACUACUGAAGAGUUUCCAGGGAGAGAUCGACGCGCUGGGGAAACGAAGCAAAGAAGCCGAGGCAGCCUUCUUGAAUGUGUAUAAGAGAUUAAUUGAUGUUCCAGAUCCAGUUCCAGCCUUGGAUUUAGGACAGCAGCUCCAGCUGAAGGUUCAGCGUAUGCACGACAUUGAAACAGAGAACCAGAAGCUUAGGGAGACCCUCGAGGAGUACAACAAAGAAUUCGCCGAGGUGAAAAAUCAGGAGGUUACAAUAAAAGCACUUAAAGAGAAGAUCCGCGAGUAUGAGCAGACCCUGAAGAACCAAGCGGAGAACAUAGCCCUGGAGAAGGAGCAAAAGCUGCAGAAUGAUUUUGCAGAGAAGGAGAGGAAACUGCAGGAGACACACAUGUCCACAGCCUCCAAGCUGGAAGAAGCCGAGCACAAGGUUCAAGCUUUGCAAACAGCCUUGGAAAAAACCAGAACAGAGCUGUUUGAUCUGAAAACAAAAUACGAUGAAGAAACUACUGCAAAGGCUGAUGAAAUCGAGAUGAUCAUGACAGACCUCGAAAGAGCAAACCAGAGGGCAGAGGUGGCUCAGAGAGAGGCAGAGACCUUAAGGGAGCAGCUCUCCUCGGCUAACAAAUCUCUGCAGCUUGCUACGCAGAUCCAGAAGGCUCCUGAUGUGGAGCAGGCCAUCGAGGUGCUGACACGCUCCAGCCUGGAAGUAGAGCUGGCUGCCAAGGAGCGGGAGAUCGCCCAGCUGGUGGAAGAUGUGCAGAGGCUCCAGGGCAGCCUCACCAAGCUGCGGGAGAACUCCAGCAGCCAGAUCUCACAGCUGGAGCAGCAGCUGACAGCCAAGAACAGCACACUCAAACAACUGGAAGAGAAGCUGAAGGGACAGGCUGAUUACGAAGAGGUUAAGAAAGAAUUGAAUAUACUGAAAUCCAUGGAGUUUGCUCCGUCCGAGAGCUCCGGGGCGCAGGAUGCAUCCAAACCGCUGGAGGUGCUGCUGCUGGAGAAGAACCGCGCGGUGCAGUCGGAGAACGCCACGCUGCGGAUCACCAACAGUGACCUCAGUGGGUCAGCCAGGAGAAAAGGGAAAGACCAGCCUGAGAGUCAGCGUCCUGCAACCUUGCCGGCCUCCCCUCCUUCUCAGUUGCUCCGCAACGCGGGGGAGCAGGCUUCCAAUACUAAUGGUACACACCAGUUCUCACCAACGGGUUUAAGUCAAGACUUUUUCAGCUCAUCCCUGGCGAGCCCCAGCUUACCCCUGGCCUCCACAGGAAAAUUUGCACUAAACUCUCUCCUCCAGCGACAGCUAAUGCAGUCCUUCUACUCCAAGGCAAUGCAGGAAGCAGGAAGCACAAGCAUGAUUUUUUCAACAGGUCCUUACAGCACAAACUCCAUAUCUUCCCAAAGUCCAUUACAACAAAGCCCGGACGUAAAUGGCAUGGCCCCCUCUCCCAGCCAGUCAGAAAGUGCUGGGAGCGUCUCUGAAGGCGAGGAGAUAGACACGGCCGAAAUUGCCCGUCAGGUGAAAGAGCAGUUGAUCAAGCACAAUAUUGGCCAGCGGAUAUUUGGACACUAUGUGUUGGGACUGUCGCAAGGGUCCGUCAGCGAGAUCCUGGCCCGGCCAAAGCCAUGGAAUAAACUGACUGUGAGAGGCAAGGAGCCCUUUCAUAAGAUGAAGCAGUUCCUCUCGGACGAGCAGAACAUCUUGGCUCUCCGCAGCAUCCAGGGUAGACAAAGAGAGAAUCCAGGCCAGAACCUGAACAGACUAUUUCAGGAAGUACCGAAACGAAGAAAUGGGUCUGAAGGUAACAUAACCACAAGAAUCCGAACCGCAGAGGCUGGCUCUGAUGAAGCCAUCAAAUCCAUUCUCGAACAAGCCAAAAGGGAGCUGCAAGUACAGAAAACAGCUGAGCCGGCUCAGCCGCCUUCUGCAGCUAGCAGUGGCAAUUCUGAUGAUGCUAUUCGAUCCAUUCUGCAACAAGCCCGACGGGAAAUGGAGGCCCAGCAGGCUGCCCUUGAACCUGCCUUAAAAACACCACCCUUAUCUCAAGCUGACAUUUCUAUCCUGUCCCCCAAGCUAGUAUCUACACCUGCAAUGUCUUCGGUUUCCAGCUAUUCUCCUUUGGCCAUAUCCCUGAAGAAACAUUCAUCUGUCACUGAUUCCAGUAUCUCUGCAUUGCAGAACCUCUCAGGGCUCAAAAAGGAGCCUCAGGAGGCAGCUGUUUUAGAGCUUCAUGGAAUGAGUGAUUCUGCCCAGGGUAUGUUGAGGCAUGUUAAGAAUGAGUUGGGACGUGGUGGUGUUUGGAAGGACCAUUGGUGGAGUACUGUGCAGCAUGAGAGAAGAAAUGCAGCUCUUCCCGAAGAAGUGAAAGUUGAGGAAGCCAGUGGUGGAAAAGAGAAGGUCAGCAAUCAGACUAGGCCAGACCGUAGCCAGCUCCAAGGACCAUCUUCUUCUUCAGAGUACUGGAAAGAGUGGCCAAACGCCGAGUCUCCCUACUCCCAGAGUUCUGAACUGAGCGUGACUGGGGCCAGUCGCAGUGAGACGCCACAGAAUAGCCCCCUCCCUUCGUCCCCUAUCGUGUCCUUGUCCAAGCCAUCCAAACCUGCAGUUCCUCCACUGACACCCGAGCAGUAUGAGAUUUAUAUGUACCAGGAGGUGGACACGAUAGAGCUAACGCGGCAGGUGAAGGAAAAGCUAGCAAAGAAUGGCAUCUGCCAGAGGAUCUUUGGGGAAAAGGUGUUGGGGCUGUCCCAAGGAAGUGUCAGUGACAUGCUCUCCAGGCCAAAGCCAUGGAGCAAAUUGACCCAAAAAGGCCGAGAACCAUUUAUUCGUAUGCAGCUCUGGUUGAAUGGUGAGCUGGGACAGUGUGUCCUGCCUGCACAAGGGCAGCAACAAGGACAAGUCCUUCACUCUGUGACAUCAUUACAGGAUUCCCUACAGCAGGGAUGUGCAAGCUCAGAAAGCACUCCAAAGACCUCUGCCAGUUGCAGCCCUGCUCCUGAAUCUCCCAUGAGCUCCAGUGAGUCAGUGAAGAGCCUGACAGAGCUGGUGCAGCAGCCCUGCCCCGCCAUAGACACCAGCAAGGAGGGCAAGCCCCAGGAGCCCAGCGAGCCGCCCGCCUCCGACUCCCAGUCCACCACCCCCGUGCCGCUCUCAGGCCACUCUGCACUCAGCAUCCAGGAGCUGGUGGCCAUGUCCCCUGAGCUGGACACCUAUGGCAUCACCAAGAGGGUCAAGGAGGUGCUCACGGACAACAACCUGGGUCAGCGUUUGUUCGGGGAGACAAUCCUAGGGCUAACACAAGGCUCUGUCUCAGACCUGCUGGCUCGCCCCAAGCCCUGGCACAAGCUGAGCCUGAAGGGACGGGAACCCUUUGUGCGCAUGCAGCUGUGGCUGAACGAUCCCAACAACGUGGAGAAGCUGAUGGAUAUGAAACGAAUGGAGAAAAAAGCCUACAUGAAGCGGCGGCACAGCUCGGUCAGCGACAGCCAGCCCUGCGAGGCCUCCUCCGCCGGCAUCGACUACAGCCAGGGAGCCAGCCCCCAGCCCCAGCACCAGCUGAAGAAGCCCCGGGUGGUGCUGGCACCGGAGGAGAAAGAAGCUCUGAAGAGAGCCUACCAGCAAAAGCCAUACCCAUCCCCCAAAACCAUAGAGGAGCUCGCCACGCAGCUCAACCUGAAAACCAGCACCGUCAUCAACUGGUUCCACAACUACAGGUCUCGCAUCCGCCGGGAGCUGUUCAUUGAGGAGAUCCAAGCCGGGAGCCAGAGCCAGGCCGGGUCGAGCGACUCUCCCUCCGCCAGGAGCAGCAGGGCCGCUCACAGCUCCGAGGGGGACAGCUGCGACGGCGUGGACGCGGAAGGCCCAGCUGAGGGGAAGCCGAGCGGCCCGGAGGCGGAGGAGUACAGCAAUGCAACCACAAAGUCUCAGGGAGGGUCAGCGGAGUCGGCUUUCGAGGCGGGGGAAGAGGCACCGCAAGGCACUGCCAGGUCUUCGGAGAAAGCGGAGCCCUUCCAGGCAGAGAGCCUGGAGGACGCCGACAACGAGGGCAGGCUCAGAGCACCGCGCCAGAGCUCGCCGCCGGCACCGCAGUGCCCGGGAGAAGCUCCGGAGACACUGCCAAACUCUGCCACGGAAGGGGAUGCCUCUACCUCAGCUGCCUCCACCUCAGUCCUUACAGGGGAGAGCUCCUACAAGUCAAAAGAAAGUUCAGAGAAAAUCUCCAGUGUGCCAAGUACGAGCUCGACACCAGCCUCGGGCCCGCCGAAAGCCAGCUCCCUGCAGAGCUUGUUCGGCUUCUCCGAGGCGGCGAGCUCCAGGAACACGCGAGACAGCUCCUUGAGGAAAAAGAAAGCGGCCAACUUGAACAACAUCAUCCACCGGCUGGAGAAGGCGGCGAGCCGGGAGGAGGCCGUCGAGUGGGAGUUCUGAGAUUCAAACUGGCCCCAACUCGGGAGAGCUGGGCAGCGAAACUGGACCUCUACUGGUUUUAUUGUGUUGCGCACUUAACCGCCCUGCGGGCCACAGGGCAAAAACGCCAUAGGCCAAGGUGCAUAUAGAAACAAAAAGGAGCGUGAAGCCCAAUUUAUGUUUUGUGUUUUCGAGGGAGAAAACUGAAAUGUGUAGUCCCGAGCUUUUUUUGUACCCUGAAGUGUUUUUAUUAUUGCCCUAAAAGCGAUUUCCACGGUUUUCUGGAAUAACUCAUACAGCUUUUGCCUUGUGCCCUCCUUCUUUGGUGUGGGCUUUAAAAAAAUAAAGGAAAGGAAAGGAAAGGAAAGAAAAGAAAGAAAUGGAAAGGAAAAAAAAAAAGGAAAGGAAAAAAAAAAAGAAAUGGAAAGGACAAAAAAAAGAUGGAAAGGAUAAAAAAAAGAUGGAAAGAUAAAAAAAGAGAUGGAAAGGGAAAAAAAGAUGGAAAGGAAAAAAAAGAUGGAAAGGAAAAAAGAUGGAAAGAAAAAAAAAAAAGAUGGAAUGGAAAAAAAAGAGAUGGAAUGGAAAAAAAAAGUGAGGGAAAGAAAAAAAGAAAUGGAAAGGAAAAAAAGAUGGAAAGAAAAAAAAAUGGAAAGGGAAAAAAGAUGGAAAGGAAAAAAAAAGAAAUGGAAAGGAAGGAAAAAAAGAAAAAAAAAGGAAAAAAUAAAGGUGGGGAAAGAAGAGGAAAAAAGGAAGGGAAAAAAAGGAAGGAAAAAAAAGGAAGGAAAUAAAGGAAGGAAAAAAAGAAAAAAAAAGAAAAACAAGGAAGGAAAAAAGAGGAAGGAAAUAAAAGAAGGGAAAAAGGAAGGAAAAAAAGGAAGGAAAAAAAAAAGGAAGAAAAAAAGGAAAAAAAAACGGGGAAAAAUCAGAAUAAAAAUGAAAGAAAAAAAAAAAAGAGAGGAGCAGAAGAAGAAGAAAAAAAUCAAAACCCACAUGUUAAAAGGGGGCUUUUUAUCUGCCAUCUAAUGGCUACCGGAGCGAUAAUACACUAUUAUCUUCUUAAACCAGGAAAGAGUUAAAAAAAGAAUAGAAUAAAAGGGGAGGAUUUUGCAAAAAAAAAAAAAAAAAAAAAAUUAAGAAAAAGAAAAGAAAAAAAAAAAGAAAAAAAAAAAAUUUGUUUUUUUUUUUUUUUGUAGCUGUUCAGUUGCCACUAAGAGAUUGCACAGUCAAAGCGACUCUAAACACACUAGUUUGGAUUCCUACGUAUUUUCAAAGAGAGAGGAAAACAAAAAAAAAAAAAAAGACAAAAGAAAAAAAAAAAACUUGUUUGAAAACUUUGAAUUUAACAAAAAAAAAAAAAGGCAAAAAAAGGCAAAAAAAAAUAAAGAAAGGAAAAGGAUAAAAAAAAAACCACACAACAAAACUGCAUUUACUCCACGUAUUUUUUAACAAAAGAAAAGGAUAUUAAAAAAAAAAAAAAAAAAAACACACAAAAAAAAAAGUCACAUCAGGAAAAAAAAACAAAUAUCUUAAGUUGUGGUAGCUGAUUUUAGUGUUUUCUUGUAAGUGAAAUAGGAUAUUGACACGUAGUGCACAUUGUUUCAUAGCUUUAACUGAUUCUGGGCUUUUGCAGGCCAGGAUUUGUUUAAUACACUCCAUUUUAGGCCAAAUCAGGACAACAACAACAAAAAAAAAUAAUAAAUAACAAAAAAAAAAAAAAA